Bursaphelenchus okinawaensis is the source of this 1264-nucleotide messenger RNA. Lineage: Eukaryota; Metazoa; Nematoda; Chromadorea; Rhabditida; Aphelenchoididae. The record is from the annotation of a GenBank genome assembly.
AUGCAUGCCGAACAGUACCUAGAAGUGUUUAAACCAAUACCUCCAAACUGUAAGAUCCGUACUGAAUGGAAAGUGUCUGAAGUUAUUGAUAAACUGAAGUCAGCUAUCGUGGUCAGAGAAGGUAAGACAGCCUAAGUUUUCAUAUCAUUAAGUUAAAGUCAAAAAAAAACUUUUAAAAACGUUAUUAUGAGGUUUUACUAUGUACAUGAAACCCUACCCUAUUUUACAUAAAAAAUUUUUAAUUGUAAAGUACGUCCCGGCCAAUGUUUGUAUACAAAAGUUGUUUUAGCGACAAUGUACGAUGACGCGACGAACGACAAGCUCAGUUAUGGAAUCUACAAUAUCAUUCACAUUGGAGCUGGUGGAUUUGAUGGCCAGAAGAACAGCAUUGUUGAUGUCCCUGGCGUCGCAGUACCUACUGACCAGCCCGACCAUCUUAUCGAGUAUCCUACUAACAAUAUUACAGUAGGUUUUAAUACAACUAACAUUUAUAUCUACAGUACGGUACUGUAGGCUUAUUUUAUCUACUGUACGGUACUGUAUGUUCAUUUCACAGUAGUAUGGCGCCGUGUACUCAUUUGGCGUACAGUACAAUACUAUGAGCUCGCUUUAUGGACAGUACGAUUUUUUGAGCUUAUUUUACAUAACUGGUAGUGUAGGCUCAUUUUGCAUACAGUACAAUAAUGUUUAGUAAAAAAAGUAAUAAGCCAAACAAAAGCCUAUCCUAAUACUCUAAAUAAUAUUACUUUCCAGACCGCCUUGUACCGUAUAGCUGGCGAAGACUACAAUGAAGUACAUAUUCAGCCCGGCUUCGGUAAGCCAAUGGGUCUAGAUGUACCAAUUCUUCAUGGUCUUGGUACUAUGGGUAUCGUCGCUAGACUAGUCAUUGAUAUCUAUGGUAACAAACAAGUGUCCUGCUCUAAAGCCAUCAAAGCCAGAUUCACAGCCACUGCUAAUGUAGGAGAGACACUUAUGAUCAAGUUGUGGAAGAGGAAACAGAGGGUUCAUUUCCAGGUUACUGUAAGUUGGAAAGGCAUUUUUGUUGUUUGCUAGAUGUUGGACUAGUGCAGUACAGGCAUUAAACUAGUUCAGCAUUUUUAGUUUAGCAUUAGGACAUUAGAUUAGUGCGACCUGAAUGAAACUCAACGUAUUUUACAAUAAAACUUUAAAAACGUAAUUUUAGGUAAAAGAAACUGGCAGAAUACAUGUUAACAACGCUUUUAUCGAUUUGCAUGAGCUUCCGACAGUACCUUCUAAACUAUAA